This is a messenger RNA of Haliotis rubra (blacklip abalone), 2145 nucleotides long. RefSeq names its product cytochrome P450 2J4-like. Gene Ontology annotation, cellular component: cytoplasm; intracellular membrane-bounded organelle. Bases 229 to 1632 code for a protein of 467 amino acids. Gene Ontology annotation, molecular function: oxidoreductase activity, acting on paired donors, with incorporation or reduction of molecular oxygen, reduced flavin or flavoprotein as one donor, and incorporation of one atom of oxygen; heme binding; iron ion binding. The transcript has 8 exons. The record is from RefSeq and is a predicted model, not a curated record. Lineage: Eukaryota; Metazoa; Mollusca; Gastropoda; Lepetellida; Haliotidae. Gene Ontology annotation, biological process: xenobiotic metabolic process.
UUUGUGAAACGGGGCCCAGGUCUCUAACCAGGACGAAAGCAGAGUUGUAAAAGUAGAAGGUCGCACAACUCUCUUGAAACUAAAUCUGAUUAAGCAUAGUUUAUAUCACACGUGACAUACAUUUGAGCUGUGAAGUGAUAUCGAGAGGCAGGUUACUGUCCUGUCGGAUCUGCAGUGCUGUGCUGUUCAGACGGAGUGACCUACCAGGUACGCCUCUACCCGUCAGCCAUGGCGCUCCUACUUGGAAUGGACCUGUCUACUGUGCUCGUAUUUAUUAUUGUGUUUUGCAUAGUGUAUUAUGUAGUUUCAAUGCCGAAAAACCUUCCCCCCGGACCUCCUGUUAUACCGUUCCUCGGCAGCCUGGACUUUCUGGUCAAAGGGAAUCGGAUGGAGCAGUUCAGCCGCUACCACAAACAGUACGGGAAUGUGUUCCGCAUGUACGUCGGGGGGUACCUGGUGGUAGUUCUCAGUGGAUUCGACGUGGUUCGAGACGCCUUCGUCACACAAGCUAGCUGCUUCAGUCAUCGACCCAACUUUAUGUGGUGGGUCAGUCAAAUCAAGGAGGGUAUCUUCAUGAGCAGCGGCCAGACAUGGAAGGAGAUACGGAGGUUCAGUCUUCAGACCAUGAGGGACUUCGGGAUGGGGAAGAGCAGUGUGGAGGACAAGGUGAAGGACGAAGUCAACGCCAUCCUCAGCAUUCUUUCAGAGAAUGAGGGUAAACGGUUUCAUUUCCACGACUUCAUGGACGUCGCUACUGGCAACAUCAUCUGCAGCCUCAUAUUCGGGGAGAGAUACGACUACCACGAUGAGAAGUUCCACAAGCUGAUGCGUCUCCUUAACGACGUGGUCAAGUCGCCUGGAAGUCUCAAUCCGUAUUAUGCCAUACCGUUACUGAGGAUGCUUCCAUCAACGCAAAAGAAAGCCCGCGUGGCUAUCGGCCACAUGAAGCGACUAUGUGAGUUUGUCAAAGGCGUGGUUGACGAGCACGAACAGUCCUACGACCCCAGCAACAUCCGGGACUUUGUGGAUCUGUACAUUCAGAUGCGUGACGGCGACGGACAGGCCAACAAAGCCUACAACUUGGAAAACUUUUUGCGCCUCAUCGUCGACCUGUUCCUGGCUGGCACUGAGACAUCGUCGACAUCGGUCAACUGGGCACUGCUGUACAUGAUGAAGUACCCACACAUACAGAAAAAAUGUCAAGAGGAAAUUGACAACAAUAUUGGCCGUGGAAGGAUGAUCACCUUCUCUGACAGAGCCAAGCUGCCUUAUGUUGAAGCAACCGUUAAUGAAGUAUUGAGACUUUCUCCAGUGGGCACGCAAGUUUGUCUUUUCUCCAGUUCCGUUCGUCAUCCCGCACAGCACAGACGCCGACACCACCCUUUGUGGUUACAACAUCCCCAAAGAAACCAUCGUCCUUGUCAACGUGCUCUCUGUCCACAAGGAUCCGAAGUAUUGGGACGAUGUAGACGAAUUCAAACCGGAGAGGUUCUUGGACGAAAAUGGCAAAAUCAAGAAAAUAGAUGCUUUUAUUCCAUUUUCUAUUGGGCCACGUGUUUGUGCUGGGGAAACCUUGGCAAGAAUGGAAGUGCUGAUGUACUUUGCCAAUAUGCUACAGAACUUCACCUUUAGAAAGCCCGAGGGUGCCACGCUAAACUUCAACGGAUUCAUUGGUGCUACAUAUUUUCCAUUGCCUUAUGAACUGAUUGCUGACAAAAGAUGAAGACAACAUGAAUAGGUGUAAAUAGCCCCAUGCUUUGAACAUCAUUCAAAAAUUCAAUACAUGUUUUAGGGUUAUAUCGAUGUGAGAUAGGUUUGUUUAACUCACCGGAUACGCUCACUUCCAGAACAAUGAUUGACUGACUUAUAAUUGUUAAAUAGCCAUAUGACAAGGGUUACUCCAGAAAUGGGCAUCACAAAUAUUACCCAUAUCGGGAGUCGAACCAGGACAUUUGGCGUGACAGGCGAACGCUUUAACCACUAGCUUACCCUACAAGGACAGUGGUCAUUUUUUAUCUCCUUAAUCAGUAAAUCAAUUGGUUUUACAAGUAUGUCAUUUCACAUAUUAUACUCAUGUAUGUAUACAACUGCAUCGAAGAAUGCAUGUUAUAAUUGAACUACCGCAAUAAAGACAAUUUUUUCAUA